AUGUCUGAUGUUCCACCGCCAGCCGAAAGACUGUUGGGAGACUACGGAGGGGAUAAUGCUCAACCUGGAAGAUUAACUAUUGUCAACCAACCAGUGAAUGUGGCUAAUUUCCAGCUGCACCCAACCGGUGGUUCCACAAAUUUUUCAACAACCACCGGUAUCAAGAAGAUCAUUGAAGCUAUUGCUGCUAAUGAGCACAUGGAGUUGUAUGAUAGGUGUCAAAGCAAACCAGAAGGGGUGAUAGAUUUAAAGCUGGAAACUAAUAAAAUCCGUAUUGAAGACACUAUAGCUGCUGAAGUUGAUAAGAAACUGAAGGCAAUGAAUAUAGGUGCUCUACCUAGUGCAACCGUGACAAAUACUAGAGAGCAUAAUAAUGUGAGUGUUGUGACAACCCGAAGGGGUAAAUCUGAGGAAGUUGUUGAGGAAGUUGAUGAAGAGAGAGACCAAUUGAUCGAAGUGGACCUUGAGAUCAAAGAAAAUGAAGUGGUUAGAGAAGAAGUAGCAACACCGAAACCAGUGGUGAAAGAAACAGGCAUUAAGCCCAAACCGGUUGUUAAACUCCCAUUCCCCACCCAAAACAAGAAAAAAGGGCAACAUGAGAUUUUUUUUGAAAAGUUCUUAGAGUUGUUCAAGAAGCUGGAGAUUAAUAUUUCGUUGUUGGAGGCACUUGAACAAAUGCCUACAUAUGCAAAGUUCAUGAAGGUUAUCAUUUUUAAGAGGCGUACCGCCGACACUAACCCAAUUAUCCUCACUGAAACUUGUAGUGCUAUUUUGCAGGGUAUGAAGAUCCCUAUCAAAAAGAAGGAUCGCGGAGCUGUCACUAUCCCAUGCACUAUUGGAGAUAGGUCAUUCAACAAAGCUCUAAUUGAUCUGGGAUCUAGUGUGAGUCUCAUGCCGUUACCUAUCUACAAAAAGCUGGGUAUAGGGGCUGUGCAAGAUACCAGAAUGACACUCCAAUUUGCCGAUCAUUCAGUCAAGAAACCGUAUGGCAUUGUUGAAGACAUUCUGGUAAAAAUUGAUAAGUUUGUUUUUCCGGUGGAUUUUGUAAUUCUCGAAAUGCCGGAAGAUGAAGAGAUCCCUCUCAUUCUGGGGAGACCCUUUCUGGAGACGGGUCGGUGCUUAAUAAACAUAGAAGAAGGAACAAUGACACUAAAAGUUUAUGAUGAAGAAUUAAAAAUCGAUGUUCGAAACACCAUGAGGUACAAGGAUGAUAUUUGUACAAGUCACACUAUAGAGGUUUUGGAUCAAGUGACGACAUUUGAUAACCUUCUGCCUACACCCCAGUCACCUUUGGAGAAAGUGUUGAGUUUGUCCAUUUUCGAGUCGGAUAAAGAGGUAUAUAACGAAGACUCUGAAGUGCUUUCCUUGUUGGACACGCAAACCCCGUGGAAAGGAUCUAGACCACGCCGGUGGGAAGAGUUAUGCCUACCUUCAUCUAGUGAGGAGAAUGAAGAACUUAAAAAGGAAACAAAGUUGAAACAACUUCCUGACAACCUUAAAUAUGUCUUUCUCCAACCUGGAGGGAAAUGUCCUGCUAUCAUAAACUCGAGCCUUCAGGACAUCCAAGAAGAAAAGCUCAUCCAAGUCUUGAAAAAGUACAAAACUGCUAUUGGAUGGAAAAUUGAAGAUUUGAAGGGUAUUAGCCCUACUGUGUGCAUGCAUAAAAUAUUAAUGGAAGACGACCCCAAGCCAGUAGUCCAACCGCAGAGGAGACUCAAUCCGACAAUGAAGGAAGUGGUUUGGAAAGAGGUAGUUAAGCUGUUGGAUGCAGACAAGUGCCAGAAAACCAAUCUAAUUCUGAACUGGGAGAAAUGUCAUUUCAUGGUUCGCGAGGGGAUAGUUGUGGGACAUAAAAUUUCAUAUAAAGGAAUUGAAGUGGACCAAGUGAAAGUGGAAGUGAUCUCUAAACUCCCACCCCCGAUGAAUGAGAAAGGCAUCAGGAGUUUCUUAGGACACACAGGUUUUUACCGUAGAUUUAUAAGAGAUUUCUCAAAAAUUGCUAAACCACUAACCACUCUGUUGGUUAAAGAUAAGGCGUUUCUGUUCGACAAAGAAUGCACCAUGGCAUUUGAGACAUUGAAAAGAAAGUUGAUUUCUGCACCCAUUGUUAUUGCCCCAUAUUGGUCUCUACCAUUCGAGAUCAUGUGUGAUGCUAGUGAUAUUGCUGUAGGGGCAGUUUUAGGACAGAGAAGAGAGAAGUUGUUACAUGUCAUCUACUAUGCGAGCCAUGUGUUGAACCCAACACAGAUGAACUACGCAACCAUGGAAAAAGAUUUAUUAGCCGUGGUUUACGCGUUUGAUAAGUUCAGGCAGUAUCUGUUGGGAUCAAAGGUUAUAGUGUAUAUGGAUCAUGGCGCUUUGAAAUAUCUGUUUGCCAAGCAAGACUCUAAGCCGAGACUCCUCAGGUGGAUCUUACUGAUACAAGAAUUUGAUGUUGAGAUCCGAGACAAAAGAGGGUGUGAAAACACACUGGCGGUUCAUUUAUCCCGCAUGUCACCUAUUGAAGAAACAGAAGAAAAGAGACCGAUAAAAGAUGAGUUCGCUGAUGAACACAUACUUGCUGUUAUCGGUGUCCCGUGGUUCGCGGACUACGCGAAUUAUUUGGUGGGGGGUGUAAUGCCUAACAAUUUUGAUUCUAACAAGAAGAAAAAAUUUGUUCAUGAUUGCAGGUUUUACUUGUGGGAUGACCCAUUCCUUUACAAAAGGGGAGUGGGUGGGCUGAUCAGAAGAUGUGUCCCGGAGGAGGAGCAAAGGGAUGUUCUUAGAGCUUGUCAUGAUUCGGAAUAA
This is a messenger RNA of Lathyrus oleraceus (garden pea), 2787 nucleotides long. RefSeq lists its product as uncharacterized. The transcript has 4 exons. Bases 1 to 2787 code for a protein of 928 amino acids. The record is from RefSeq and is a predicted model, not a curated record. NCBI's taxonomy places the organism in Eukaryota, Viridiplantae, Streptophyta, Magnoliopsida, Fabales, Fabaceae.